AUACAACUUGGUAUUUUUUUCUGAAGCGAUGUAUUUUUACGGCCUACCGUACGAUACGGUACUUUCAACAGGUGCCAGUACGGUACAAACUGAUGUUUUCGAUUUUUUUGAAUUUUGGAGAAACACGGACCGAGAAUUGUAGAACUUGCCAACCUCCCGGGAUGUUCAAUGAAAUGGAGGAUCGAUACGCAUCAAAAAUUCAUACACAGGAGAUCAUUUAUUACAGAAGAGAGAACUGAACAAUAACCAACAACGAUCAGGAAGUAUCUCAGAAAGAAAACAUGACCGACGACAGGAUAGAUCCCAAACUCAAUCAUCUUAUCCGCAAGCGCCUAUCAGCGAAUGCUUCAGAAAAUGAAAAUCUAAGUGCAGAUCGGCUUGCAGAGUGGUUGCGUCAUAACCACCGAGAAUACCAACGAAAAGAUUUAUCGAGACUUACCMGUCAAGUCCAAACCAUUCUUACAAACAUCGAAGAGAAACUCGAAGAAAAGGAAUACGACAAAGAGGCCAGAGCUUACGACGAACAGCGUGAAAAAUUCAACAGGAGCAGCAAUGGUCUGAACGCAUCGCUUACAAACCGAUACCGAAAGCUCCAACAAAAACGCGAUGCCGAUGAAGAAGCCAAUCGGGCCCUGCAACAAGCAGAGGUAGGCGAUUUGGCCGAGACCGACGAGGGGAUGGACACCUAUGCAUCGAACGACGAUGAAAACAAUCGUGGGGAAUUGCGAAAGAAAAGAACGCGAGAGGAUUCCAGUAGUAAAAGCAACAGUCAAUUGUCGUUGGAAAAGCGUGCUUCGAAAAUGAUGAUCAGUGGGAAAUCUACGAAACGCAAAAAGAGUGGGAGGCGCAAUUCUUCAAAACCAGGCGGUGAAGGCCCCGGUCUACCAGGACGAGAUGGGGGUGCAGGUAUGUGCGAAGCUGUACCCCGACCCAGCGAACGAUAUUCAGACUUGGGAGGUAUGGGAGACGUCCUGACACAAAUACGACAACUGGUAGAAUAUCCAUUGGUUAGACCCGAACUAUACCGCCAUUUAGGCGUGGAUCCACCGCGUGGUGUAUUAUUGCGAGGUCCCCCGGGGUAAGAUUACGACGUGUCGAUUCUGACGAUUUAAUUUUCCAGAGUCGAAUGUUGUUGCUAAUUGGUACUGGGGAUACAAUUUGUGGGACUUUCCGUCUUUUCUUACCGUGUCUGCCUUUCGUACAAAAUACUUUUUGGUGUCAGCUGUGGCAAGACACAUUUAGUCAACAGCAUAGCCGGCCAGCUUGGGAUUCCUUAUUUUCGAGUAAGCUCACCGGAGCUUGUAUCGGGAAUGUCAGGAGAAUCAGAAGCAAGGAUACGUGAACUCUUUCAGACUGCUUCUGAUUCGGCACCAGCCAUCGUAUUUUUAGAUGAGUUAGAUGCUAUAGCUCCGAAACGAAGUGAUGGUAAGGGGAUGGAAAAACGAAUGGUUGCUCAAUUGCUAACGUGCUUGGAUAUGCUGGAUCCCAAAAACAAUCGGCAAAUGGCACCCGUGCUCGUGAUGGGUGCAACUAAUCGAGCUGAAAGCAUCGAUCCGGCGCUGCGACGAGCAGGCCGUUUUGACAAGGAAAUCCUCAUAGGAGUACCAGAUGAGGAAGCCAGGAUUGGUAUAUUGACAACCAUGACGAAAAAUAUGAAGCUAGGCGGGGAUUUCAACUUGAAGGUCUUGGCACGGAUGACACCCGGAUAUGUGGGUGCCGAUGUUCGGAGUUUGACCAAAGAGGCAGCUGUCAUUGCUAUCAACCGUAUAUUCAAAAACGUUCUUGUUGAUCAGAAACUUCCCUCUGAUAUGGUAGACGAAAACAACGAUAAUCCUCCACCUGUGGCUCCGUUGACAACAGAAGAAAUGGAAUCACUUCACAUCACCAUGCAAGAUUUUCUAGAUGCGAUUCCAAAGGUUCAGCCGUCGAGCAAAAGAGAAGGUUUUGCAACAGUUCCCGGUGUAUCUUGGGAUGAUAUUGGUGCUCUAGGGUCGGUGCGCGAAGAGCUGACCUUGAGUGUGUUAGAACCCAUCCGCAACCCCGAAAAAUUUCAAGCACUGGGAAUUCCUCUGCCCGCUGGUGUUAUGUUGUACGGUCCUCCAGGGUGUGGAAAGACGUUGUUGGCCAAGGCAAUUGCGAACGAGAGCGGUGCAAACUUUAUAAGUGUCAAGGGGCCAGAAUUAUUGGACAAGUAUGUGGGUGAGAGUGAACGGUCCGUUCGUCUGGUCUUCGAACGUGCUAGAGCUUCUUCUCCGUGCGUGGUAUUCUUCGACGAGCUCGACAGUCUUUGUCCCAAACGAGGAGGUGAUAGCAGCGGCGGUGGGGUCAGCGAAAGAGUUGUAAAUCAACUUCUUACAGAAAUGGAUGGUCUAGAGAGCAGGAGGAGCGUGUUUGUCAUUGCUGCCACCAACCGACCAGAGCUCAUAGACCCGGCGAUGAUGCGACCGUAAGCUCACUUUGGAACGUAGUAUUUCUGAAUGUUUUGUUUUCUAAAUCACUUAUGUGUACCUCUCACCUUGAUUCACGUUCAUCUAUCUACGUUUGCCCAUUUUUCUGUUUACAGAGGCCGUUUGGAUAAGCUCCUUUACGUUGCAUUGCCCGAACCAGAAGAUCGGGUUUCUAUCCUCAAGGCUAUUUCUAGUAACAUCAAAUUUUCUCCCGAUGUUGAUCUUCAUAAGAUCGGCACCAGCCCGAAAGCCGACAGUUACAGUGGCGCUGAUUGCGCAGCUCUAUUACGCGAAGCUGGAUUGGCUGUUCUGAAAGAAAGUUGUGAAAAGGCCCAGCCGCUGUCGAAGGACCAAAAUUCAACUGAUAUGGAGGUCGACACCAAUGACGACAGCUAUGCUGCUUCUGCUCUUUGCAUUCGUCCUCGCCAUUUUGAAUAUGCAUUUGCCCACGUGGUGCCAUCGGUCUCACGAAAAGACCAGGCUCGAUACCAACGAAUGCGAGACCGAAUGGCACAAGCUCGGUGUCGAGCUGUUGUGGCCGAAGCCGAACCCGGAACGAAUGGUGACAGCGGAGAAAAGAACGGCAAUGGCGCCAAACAAGAGUGAUUCAUUCGGCAGGGGGGAUGACAAUUGGUUUUCAUCGCAACGGAGAGACUUUUUCGAUGUAUCGCACCUUGAAAACUAUAUACUUAUCGAAGCUUUUUAUAGUUUGACAUGGUGCUGUCGGCAGUGUACAACAUGCUGCGGACACAAUAAAAUGUACCUCGUGCA
Molecule: messenger RNA, 3218 nt
Organism: Pseudo-nitzschia multistriata
Lineage: Eukaryota; Bacillariophyta; Bacillariophyceae; Bacillariales; Bacillariaceae
Source: the annotation of a GenBank genome assembly